CUUUGCAAGAGAAGGUUAAAAAACCAGAAAAUCUUUCACUGCAGACUUUUUCCCUCCCUCGGAUGAUUAGUCUUGCAUCGACCAUCAAGAGGUUCUCAGGAAUUCUUUCACAACGAUGGACAAAGACUUCGAAUCCGAGUUGCUCCUUCAAGAGCAGAGUUCGGAAUUUCCAAGAUUUUCUUUGAGAAAACACAAACUCCAAAAGGGCGGGGGUCUCUUACUGCUCUUGAGCUUUAUCAUCAUUUUGUUGUCCGGCAUGAAUAUUCUACAGUGGAUAGCAUCAGUGAAAAGAUGCUCGACCGGUGAAGGAGAAGAAAAUCAUUCAAAAUACGGUAUACAAAUAAAUUCCUAUCCUCACAUUUUCCAAUAGCUGUCUAAUAUCAAUUUGUAGCUGAUCUUUUUAAUGAUGAAAUCAGCGUCCAAUGGACACGUCCAUCCAUCUUGAGCAGCACUAAUCAAACAGAACGAGACCAUGAAUGGGAUUCCAUCAGUUAUGAUAACGGUAUUGUGGCAGUCCCAAAAGAAUGGGCUGCGAAGAAAGCUCUGCCAAUGGGGUCAAGCUUUCCGUGGAAUACGAGCAAAGCGCUCUAUCUUGUGAAUGCCCAUCACAAUCUUCAUUGCUUGGUAAGCACUACAAAUCCUUCAGAUGACAAAAUCGCUCACGGAUUGAGAAAAACAUCUAUCGUUCGGUAAUGGAAUCUCAGAAGGGUCAGCCUCAGUCUCUGGGACAUGAGCACCUGGUCCACUGCUUAUCCGAGCUUGUCGCCGAUGUCAAAUGUAACGCUGAUGAUACACUUCGAUACAUGAAAGUUGGCAAUGGAAAGUCAACCGCCGUGGGUCAGUCCCGCACAUGUCGUAACUGGGAAAAGCUUGAGAAAUGGACGUAUGAGAAUGCUGGCUGCUAUCGGUAUGGCAACCCGGAUAUUGAGGACCAUGCGAAAAGCCAGAUUCCAAGAUUCAGAUAUUGUCCUGAGGGUUCGGAGGAUUUGGAACAUGUUAGGAAUUAUUUCGGUAAAGGAAGUGAUUGGAAGCCGUAUGAAGAGAAUGUGUGGAGCUGGGACGAGGAUUGGGUCCCUUCUAACACUGGAUUAGAUGACUGGGUGAAGCCUACUUAGCAUCCUUGAAUAGUCGUACCAAUGUGAUAGCUCCUAGGUACAAUCAUUCCCAAGCUGUUGGUAGAGUUAAAUGCACUUGUGAAAUCUCAAUUAGUAAUGAAAAAACUGCAAUUAGUUGUUUAAAGACAAGCUGUGAAAUACAUAAGAUUACUGUUUUAUUUGGUAUGCACACACC
This is a messenger RNA of Sclerotinia trifoliorum, 1290 nucleotides long. The record is from the annotation of a GenBank genome assembly. NCBI's taxonomy places the organism in Eukaryota, Fungi, Ascomycota, Leotiomycetes, Helotiales, Sclerotiniaceae.